CUCCUCACUCCGACUCCACCUCCUUCCUCCCGCUCCUCCCGCCACCUCCUCUGGCCGCUCCCUCCUGCUCCUCUCGCCGGCUCCUCACUCCACCUCCUUCCUCCCGCUCCUCCCGCCGGCUCCUCCCGGGGCGGGCGCUCCGGCCGUGGCCGUGUCAGCCCAGCCACGGCAGCAGCGAGCAUGUCCUCCAGUAGGGCCAAGAAAGUGAAGAUGGCCACCAAGUCCUGCCCCGAGUGCGACCAGCAGGUUCCUGUUGCAUGUAAAUCAUGUCCCUGUGGCUACAUAUUUAUCAGCCGAAAACUCUUGCACGCCAAACGUGCUGAGAGAUCCCCACCCAUCACAGAAAACAAGAGUGAGGCCAAAAGGAGGCGGACAGAGAGAGUUAAGCGAGAGAAGAUCAAUUCUGCAGUGAGUAAAGACUUAGAAAACCGCAAGAGAUCCAGGUCCAACAGCCAUUCAGACCACAGCAGACGAGGAAGAGGAAGGCCUAAGAGUGCCUCAGCAAAAAAGCACGAGGAAGAAAGAGAGAAACAAGAAAAAGAAGUUGACAUGUAUGCUAACCUUUCAGAUGAAAAGGCCUUCGUAUUUUCAGUGGCCUUGGCGGAAAUAAACAGAAAAAUUAUCAAUCAAAGACUUAUUCUGUAACUUGUGAGCACAAUCUGAUGCAGUUUUAUGCAGGAUGGCUAGCAGAUUUCCAAGGUGCCAUGGACUCUCGGAAAGUGUGUUGUCUGCACCAACAAGGACCAUAGCAUUUCCUGUUAAAAAUUCUACUCCUGUUCUUGGAAAUCCAAUUCUGUCUCUACAAAUCAGAAAGAAAGUGGUCACGAGAUUGUGCUGUGAAAAAUCAGAAAGCAGAUAUGUUUCAUGCCUUGAAGACAAAUGCACAGAGAGACUGCACCCAUUCCAGAGCACUUCUUUUGAAUUUGCUGCCAGAAAUGCAAUAUUUUAAAUAUUUUCAGAAAUAAAUGAUUUUCCUUUAAAAUUAUAUAUUUCAGAUUUUGAAGCUAUAUUGCAGUUUACGUAUGUACAGUUCACAUAACUUUUUAAUAAAUUGAUAUUCCAAUAUUUU
Messenger RNA from Melozone crissalis (California towhee), 1069 nucleotides. It is a transcript of the gene HDIP1, whose product is annotated as chromosome unknown C16orf87 homolog. The record is from RefSeq and is a predicted model, not a curated record. NCBI's taxonomy places the organism in Eukaryota, Metazoa, Chordata, Aves, Passeriformes, Passerellidae. The transcript has 4 exons. The coding region runs from base 181 to 645 and encodes 154 amino acids.